AAAUCCCUAACCUCAUUUGUUCCCUUCAUUUCUCCUCCCACUUCCAAAACCCUAAAAACCUUCUCUAUCAGUAUCCUGCUCUCCAUCUUCCAUUGCUGAACUUUGGCAUCAAAAAGGAUGACAGAGUUCGAAGUAGGCGCAGUUCCAUUCAACUCCGACGGUUGGGGACCACCAGAAACACCAUCGCAGCUUCUCCCCAAUCAUCCAUCAAACGUUCCUUUUGCUCCUUUCAAUCGUUCUGAAAAACUAGGUCGAAUUGCAGAUUGGACUAGAAACUACAACAACCAAAACCGUAACCCUAGAAACAGUGGUCAUGAUUCUGUUUUCGAUUUCAAUCUCGAUGAUUCUAUACCUGUUGAUGAUGAUAAUACGUUCCACUUAGUUGAUGGAAAACCACCACCAAGACCCAAGUUUGGUCCAAAGUGGAGAUUUCAACAACAACGUCAACUUCCUCAGCGUCGUGAUGAAGAAGUUGAGGCUAAGAAACGUGAACAAGAGAAAGAGAGAGCUAGACGUGAUCGUCUUUACAAUCUUAAUCGAUCUGGUAAUAAUAAUCCUCGUCGUGAAGCUGCUGUUUUUAAAUCAUCGGUUGAUAUUCAACCUGAAUGGAUUAUGUUAGAUCAAAUCCCGUUUUCGACUUUCUCUAAAUUAUCAUUUUCUGUACAAGAUCCUGAAGAUUUACUUGUUUGUGGUGCUUUAGAAACAUAUGACCGUACUUAUGAUAGGGUUAAUCCUAAGAAUGAAAAACGUUUGGAAAGAUUUAAGAAUAGGAAUUUCUUUAAAGUUACUACUACUGAUGAUCCUGUUAUCCGUCGACUUGCUAAUGAAGAUAAAGCUACUGUAUUUGCUACUGAUUCAAUUUUGUCUACUUUGAUGUGUGCACCAAGAUCUGUUUACUCUUGGGAUAUUGUGGUUCAACGUGUUGGAAACAAGUUGUUUUUUGAUAAGAGAGAUGGAUCUCAGCUUGAUUUGCUAUCGGUUAACGAGACUUCUCAAGAACCGCUGCCUGAAGCUAAAGAGGAUAUUAAUUCUGCUUAUUCGUUGAGUGUUGAAGCUGCUUACAUUAAUCAGAACUUCUCCCAGCAGGUUUUGGUUAGGAAUGGUAAUAAGGUUGGGUUUGAGGAGCCAAAUCCAUUUGCUAGCGAAGGUGAAGAAGUUGCAUCCGUAGCUUACCGUUAUAGAAGGUGGAAGCUUGAUGAUGAAAUGUUUCUUGUGGCUAGGUGUGAAGUUCAGAGUGCAUCGGAAACUAAAGGACAACAAUCCUUUUUGACCUUGAAUGCUCUUAAUGAGUUUGAUCCAAAAUAUUCAGGUAUUGACUGGAGGAAGAAGUUGGAAACUCAGAGAGGAGCAGUUUUGGCUACUGAACUUAAGAAUAAUGCUAACAAAUUGGCUAAGUGGACUGCUCAAGCACUACUGGCAAGUGCUGAUAUGAUGAAAUUAGGGUAUGUUUCUAGAGUUCACCCGAGGGAUCAUUUCAAUCAUACUAUUUUAUCCGUGGUUGGAUAUAAGCCUAAGGAAUUUGCUACACAAAUCAACCUGAACACAAAUAAUAUGUGGGGAAUUGUCAAGUCAAUUGUUGAUUUGUGCAUGAAAUUGAAAGAGGGGAAAUAUGUUCUUGUUAAGGAUCCGUCAAAGCCGCAGGUAAGGAUUUAUGAGGUUCCAGCUGAUGCAUUUGAGAAUGAUUAUGUGGAGGAGCCAUUGCCUGAAGAUGAACAAGUACAACCUCCUACAGAGGAAGAGGCUAAUGCUGAGGCACUAGCUGCUGCAAAUGAUGUGGAAGAUACAGUUGUGGAAGCUGUGCUUUGAAGUGUUAAUUCAAAUGGCAGAACAACUAUUAAGAAAACUGGGGUUCUGAAUCUGCUCGUUAGGAUUGCAGAAUGUAGUUUAAUUCUCUGUUAUAUUUUUCUCGUACACUUCUUUUUUUCCUGCGCAGAUAUUUUGAAUCCUUGAGUGUGGUUUGAUGACAGGCUAUUUGUGUUUUUUUUUACUCUGAAACAAGAGAGAUGGCAAUUUAGCUAUCGUUUUGAUGUAGUUUUAAUUUUAACAUGUUUUGCUGUGGAGACUUUUAGCAGGUAACAGAGUUACCUAAAGUAUAUCUAAUAAUUUUAACAUCCAAGAUAUGUGAGCUGAAAGUUGUGGUU
Papaver somniferum (opium poppy) is the source of this 2141-nucleotide messenger RNA. RefSeq names its product eukaryotic translation initiation factor 3 subunit D-like. The transcript is spliced from 2 exons. Bases 118 to 1806 code for a protein of 562 amino acids. Gene Ontology annotation, cellular component: cytoplasm; eukaryotic translation initiation factor 3 complex. Gene Ontology annotation, biological process: translational initiation. Lineage: Eukaryota; Viridiplantae; Streptophyta; Magnoliopsida; Ranunculales; Papaveraceae. The record is from RefSeq and is a predicted model, not a curated record. Gene Ontology annotation, molecular function: translation initiation factor activity.